AUGACUUAUUCUAUAUUCGCAAAGAAACUUGGCCUACGUUCUAAAAUAAAUUAAGCAGCUAGAAGAAAAGUUGAAAAUGAUUUUGGUAUUGAACUUCCACCAACUAGAAGGGAUAAAUUGGGUACACUAAUCCCCACUCACAAUCAAAUGGGACUUCUUGAAUUCUAACUAGAUAAUCCUCAAGUUUAGUUAUUUAACUUUGCUUAAUAAACAACUCAAUAUCAACAAGAAAUUGAGGAGGGAAAAUAAUUAGAAAGAAUUGCUUUUUAUAUUCAUGAAUCUGGAUUUGAUUUGAUGAGUAUGAAAGAUCAUUUUUCACUUUUAAAGCAUUUGGUUUUUCAUGGAAUUGAAAGUAAUAAGAUCAAGUCUAUCCUUCAAUUUCUUAAGGAUAUAAGCAUAAAAUAGUGA
Stylonychia lemnae is the source of this 408-nucleotide messenger RNA. The record is from the annotation of a GenBank genome assembly. NCBI's taxonomy places the organism in Eukaryota, Ciliophora, Spirotrichea, Sporadotrichida, Oxytrichidae.